CCUUAUAAAAUAUCAUUUUUACCGGAUCUUUCGCCUGUAGCCUGACGAUACAUUGCAUAUCUUAUGACGGUAUAAAGUAUCGGUGUAUGGUGGAUUAGUUCAAACACUGGAAUGCUGUAAACAUUAUAUCUUUGUAGUCGUUUUAUAAAUCCUUAUUGAUAGUUAUAUUUGAUUUCUUAUAACCAUGGCUACUAAACGUACAGCAACUACAGAGCUAAAUCAUGAAAAUUGGAAUGAAGAAAAUGAACCUGAAGAAGCAGGAACAUUUACAAAGGCCUCAGAUGAAGUUCUUCAGAAAAGAGUAAUUAAAGCUGCUAGGCGUAGACUGAAUUCUAAAGAUGAAGCAGGCAAAAGUGCAUUUGGUGGAUUUACAGGUUUCAAAACUGCAACUACAACGAGUUCAUCAUCUCCAUUCAGUUUCUUAGCCUCUACGAGUAAUACAUUACAAUCGAUAUCUUCAUCAACAUCAAACUCAAAUAGUGAAUCUAAUAAAAAUUCGGAAAAUGGAACUAGUAAGACAGAAAGUACUCAACAAGUCAAAUCACCAUUAGCUGAAAAAGAUAAAGAUCAGUCGGAACAAGAAAAUGAAAAAGUUUCGAAAAAAUCUUCAGAAUACUUUGCACAAUUAAAAGGAUUAAAUGAAAGUGUAGCGCAGUGGAUUAAAACACACGUAGAUGAAAAUCCAUUUUGUAUUUUAACACCUAUAUUUAAUGAUUAUACUAAUUAUUUAAAUGAAAUAGAAUUAAAAUACGGAAAUGAAUGUAAGAAUUCUAAGAAACAGGAUGAACAAACUUCAUCUGCAAUGGACAAUACUAGUAAAAAUGAUAGCAAAGAUGUUAAUAAUAAGAAGAAGGAGAAUGAUAAUAGUGCAGAAGGUACAAGUAAAAAAUCAUUUUCUGGACUAUCAGAUUGGAAACCAGAAAAAUCAAUCUUUGAAAAUGUCAAACUAAAUGCUAAGUCAAUAUUUGCUAAUACAGACCAAACACCGGAAACUCCUAAAUCUAUUUUUAGUAAGACGGAACAACUUACUAAUGUACAAAAACCAAUUUUUGGUAAUGUAGACACAAAUACAUCCAGUAAAAGUAUAUUUGACAAAGGAAGCCCUGAAAAAAAUCCACUAUCAAAUAAGCCAACCGCAAAUUCAGAACUUAAAGAUAAUAAUGAAUCUAAAUCUGAUAAAGUAGGCAGUGGUUUUUCAUUUACAUCUUCUAAUUCAGCUACAUUUAGUUUCGGUCAAAAUUCUACAACUACUAAUCCAUCUGCUGGUUUUAGUUUUGGAAAUACAAAACCAUUUUUUUUUGGUGCUCAAGUCGCUAAAGCACAACAAGAUAAUGAAGAAAACCAAUCUGACAAUCAAUCUAAAGAUGAUGAUUCUGAGGAACAACCUCCAAAACCGGAUUUUAAACCAGUUACCGAAGAAGGAGCAGUCUUCGAACAAAGAUGCAAGGUAUUUAUUAAAAAAGACGGAAAUUUUAGUGAUAGAGGAAUAGGAACAUUAUUUUUAAAACCAACGCCAAAUGGAAAGACGCAGUUAAUAGUACGAGCAGAAAAUUCAUUGGGAAAUUUAUUAUUAAAUACUUUAUUAACCGAAAGUAUUCCAACACAACGUCUGAAUAAAAAUACCAUAAUGUUGGUUUGUCUGCCAGAUUCUCAACCUCCACCUACACCAGUUUUGUUAAGAGUAAAAACUAGUGAAGAAGCAGAUGUUUUACUAGAAACUUUAGAUAAACAUAAAAAAUAAAUAACAAAUAAAAUAGAUAUCUAGGUAUUAUAUUUGACUCCGAAAAAGAGCAUAAAAUAAUAAAAAAGGAGACGUGUUAAUUGUUGCAUCAUCUUAUAGUCUUGCUAUGUUAUGUUACUAUCUUUUAUGAAAAAAAAAAAAAAA
This is a messenger RNA of Polistes dominula (European paper wasp), 1885 nucleotides long. It is a transcript of the gene Nup50, whose product is annotated as nuclear pore complex protein Nup50. Gene Ontology annotation, cellular component: nuclear pore. The record is from RefSeq and is a predicted model, not a curated record. NCBI's taxonomy places the organism in Eukaryota, Metazoa, Arthropoda, Insecta, Hymenoptera, Vespidae. Gene Ontology annotation, biological process: protein import into nucleus.